AUUUCUCAGGUAUAAAAAUCCUUAAAACAAAUAACAAUGGAUUUCUUAAAUUCAUCUGAUCAAAAUCUGACCUCAGAAGAACUGCUAAACAGAAUUCCAUCCAAAAUACUGGUGUCCCUCACUCUCUCUGGAUUGGCACUGAUGACAACGACUAUCAACUCUCUUGUGAUUGCUGCAAUUAUUGUGACCCGGAAGCUGCACCACCCAGCCAAUUAUUUAAUUUGUUCCCUUGCAGUCACAGAUUUUCUUGUAGCUGUCCUAGUGAUGCCCUUUAGCAUUGUGUAUAUUGUAAGAGAGAGUUGGAUUAUGGGACAAGUGGUCUGUGACAUUUGGCUGAGUGUUGACAUCACCUGUUGCACAUGCUCCAUUCUGCAUCUCUCUGCUAUAGCUUUGGAUCGGUAUCGGGCAAUCACAGAUGCUGUCGAGUAUGCCCGAAAGAGGACUCCCAAGCAUGCUGGCAUCAUGAUUACAGUAGUUUGGAUUAUAUCUAUCUUGAUCUCAAUGCCACCUCUGUUCUGGAGGCACCAAGGAACUAGCCGAGAUGAUGAGUGCAUCAUCAAGCACGACCAUAUUGUUUCCACUAUUUAUUCAACAUUUGGGGCUUUCUACAUCCCACUAGCAUUGAUUCUGAUCCUGUACUAUAAAAUAUAUAGAGCAGCAAAGACACUAUACCACAAGAGGCAAGCAAGUAGAAUUGCAAAAGAGGAGCUAAAUGGCCAGAUCCUCUUGGAGAGUGGUGAGAAAAGCACUAGACUGGUCUCCACACCUUACAUGCUAGAAAAGUCUUUAUCUGAGCCAUCAACGGACUUCGAUAAAAUUAAUAGCACAGUGAAAAGCACUAGGUCUGAAUUCAAGCAUGAAAAAUCUUGGAGACGGCAAAAGAUCUCAGGCACGAGAGAACGCAAAGCAGCCACUACCCUGGGAUUAAUCUUGGGUGCAUUUGUAAUAUGUUGGCUUCCUUUUUUUGUAAAAGAAUUGGUUGUUAAUGUCUGUGAAAAAUGUAAAAUUUCUGAAGAAAUGUCCAAUUUUUUGACAUGGCUUGGAUAUCUCAAUUCCCUUAUAAAUCCACUAAUCUAUACAAUCUUUAAUGAAGAUUUUAAGAAAGCAUUCCAAAAACUUGUGCGAUGUCGAUGUUAGUUUUAAGAAAGAUUAUUAUCAAGGAGUGGUUUUGGUGUCGGGGGAGAUAAUUAAAUGAAUGUUAAAUGAUAAAACAUUUAAACUUUUAAAAAGGAAUAUAUGAAAACCGCUAUAAUGAUAAGAACAAAAUUAAUAUUUGAAUAGGAACGUGAAUACAAAGUUUAUUGAUUUAAAUCUAUUUAUUUCAACUCUAAUUCUAGGGUAUUCAGAAUUAGGAAGUAAUUUUAAACAAAUAUAAACAAUACUUUCCCUAGGCAAU
Molecule: messenger RNA, 1396 nt
Organism: Chrysochloris asiatica (Cape golden mole)
Lineage: Eukaryota; Metazoa; Chordata; Mammalia; Afrosoricida; Chrysochloridae
Product: 5-hydroxytryptamine receptor 1F-like
Exons: 1
Coding region: 37-1137 (366 amino acids)
Biological process (GO): chemical synaptic transmission; G protein-coupled receptor signaling pathway, coupled to cyclic nucleotide second messenger
Cellular component (GO): plasma membrane; dendrite
Molecular function (GO): G protein-coupled serotonin receptor activity; neurotransmitter receptor activity
Source: RefSeq, a predicted model, not a curated record